AUGCCUCCAAAAGGCAAAAAGCACGCCCGCACCGAAUCCGCCUCCGACGACCCAGCCCUCAAACACCCCCCACCCAAGCGCGGCAAAGAAGUCGACGCUGAAAACCCCUUCGAACAACUCACCGACCUCUUGGAGUCCAACGACUCCUCCCACAAACCCCGCAAUGUCCUGCACUGGUUCCGCUCAAAGGACAUUCGACAAGAAGACAACAUCGCCUUGCACAACGCCUCGCUCAAAGCGAAAGAGGAGAGCGGGAGUCUGAUCGGGAUGUACCUGCAUUCGCCGAAAGAUGUCGAGUGGCAUGGGACGUCGCCUGCAAGGAUGGAUUUUAUCCUUGAGAGUUUGAGGAUUCUGAAGGGGCAGUUGGAGGAGAAGAAUAUCCCGCUCGCUGUAUUAGAGGUUGAAAAGCGGAGUCAGAAGACGGAGACGGUGAUGCGAUUUGUAGAGGAGAACGAUGUGAGCCAUGUUUUUGCGAAUAUGGAGUAUGAAGUCGACGAACUGCGGCGGGACAUCGAUAUGAUGAAGCGUGUGCAAGAGAAGGAGGGUGUAUCGUUUGAGGUGCUGCAUGAUCAGACUGUUGUGACGCCAGGGGAGUUGAAGGGGCAAGGGGGAGGGCCGAUGAAGGUGUUCACGCCGUAUCAUAAGGCGUGGUUGAAGGAGACGAAGGCGGAGCCGGGGUUGCUUGAUACUGUGCCUGCGCCGGAGGGGAACGACGAGAAAGCACUGGAGCAGUUUAAGAAGUUGGUCGAGACGAAAGUGCCCGAGAUGCCGGAGAGCAAACAAUUCGCCUCGGACGAGGAAAGGCAGCGAUUACGGAAGCUAUGGCCUGCGGGACAUGAGGCAGGCAUGAAACGCCUCCACCAUUUCCUCGACAAAAAAGUCUCCGACUACGCCGCCCACCGCUCCGAACCCGCGCGCGACCUCACCUCGCGCCUCUCCCCCUACUUCUCCUCGGGCGUCAUCUCCGUGCGCGAAGUCCUCUCCACCGCUCUCAAAUCCAACAACGGUGCGCACUUCGACGAGGGCGACGCAGGCAUCGACUCGUGGGUCCGCGAAAUCGUCUUUCGCGAAUUCUACCGGCAUAUGAUGGUGCUCACGCCCCACGGCAGCAUGAAUCUACCGCAGAACCUGAAGUUUGAUUUCGUGCAGUGGGAGGAUGACGAGGAGGGGUGGUAUAAAUGGUGUGAGGGCCGCACAGGGGUACCCUGGGUGGAUGCGGGGAUGCGGCAGUUGAAUCAUGAGGCGUAUAUGCACAACAGGCUCAGGAUGGUUGUGAGUAGUUAUCUGAGCGGGAAUUUGUUGCUGGAUUAUCGGAGGGGGGAGAGGUAUUUUGUUGAGCACUUGGUGGACUGGGACCUCUCCAACAACACCAACGGCUGGGAGCCCUCCUACACAAUCUUCAACCCCAUCACGCAAGCCGAGAAAUGCGACAAGGAAGGCGCUUACAUCCGCAAAUGGGUCCCCGAGCUCCAAGACGUUCCCGGUAAAGCCGUCUUUGCACCUUUCGACCGCUUGAGUGAGAAGGAGUUCGAGAGGUUGGGGUAUCCGCGGCCGCAUGUGGAUUUUGGCGAGACGGCGCAGAGGGCGAAGGAGAGGUAUAAGCGGGAUUUGCAUUCGGGGGAUCUUUAG
Messenger RNA from Saxophila tyrrhenica, 1629 nucleotides. RefSeq lists its product as uncharacterized. The transcript is spliced from 2 exons. Gene Ontology annotation, cellular component: cytoplasm; nucleus. Gene Ontology annotation, molecular function: DNA binding; deoxyribodipyrimidine photo-lyase activity; FAD binding. The coding region runs from base 1 to 1629 and encodes 542 amino acids. Gene Ontology annotation, biological process: entrainment of circadian clock by photoperiod; circadian regulation of gene expression. The record is from RefSeq and is a predicted model, not a curated record. NCBI's taxonomy places the organism in Eukaryota, Fungi, Ascomycota, Dothideomycetes, Mycosphaerellales, Extremaceae.